Molecule: messenger RNA, 2086 nt
Organism: Tricharina praecox
Lineage: Eukaryota; Fungi; Ascomycota; Pezizomycetes; Pezizales; Pyronemataceae
Exons: 4
Coding region: 153-1988 (611 amino acids)
Source: RefSeq, a predicted model, not a curated record
AUGCAGGAACAUCAAUAUAUCCGCCACAAAAACGGCCGGGGCACGGCGACCUGCAGUCGCUGAUAAUUCAUAUUAAAGAACCGGUGCAAUCGUCUCCUCUUUUCGUUCUCUGUUGACAGACGAUACACCUGAGGAUUCGUCCAUUUCAAUGCAUGGCGUCACUACGAACGCCUCCAGACGAUGACUCGCCCGCUCGGAGGCGGACAUGGUCGUGGCUGUUGGGUUGGAAAGGAGCCGAGAUACCUAACUAUCGGUCGCAGAAUCAAUCACUGUCACCGUCGCCACUGCCGCCGCCGGCCACCGCAAAACUUCCGCGCGUUCCAGAAGUUCAUCCUCCCUCGAGUCCCAUUCCCCGCCCAUCGUCGGAACGACGACAGAGACCUCUCACUCAUUGCGGGUUCUACGGGAUGCCGGUAUACCAACCACCAGUCUUUCUACACAGUAAUCGCUCGGCACCGCUGGUCGGGCUCAUGCCAGUGCCGCCCAAAUCGACGCUAUCUGAUGCACCAGAGAGCGGUCUUUCCUCAGAACCGCCACAACACACACCUCAAGCGAACGUCACUUCUUCACCAAAAACACAACGAACACAAUCUCUUGACCGGACGUCAAAGCCUCUACCAGAGCUCCCUUCACAGCAAUCUUCAAGGUCGAGCCUUGAAGACACUCCAUCGGAUGGGUUAUCUAAUCGCGUCCGAAAAUCAACCAGUUUGCACAAGCAUCGCCCUACCAGUCCCACCCUUGCGAUAAUGCUAAGGAAGGCGUCAUCAAAACCCGACGCCGGGAUGAACAGGAGCAUAGGAGAGACGCGAAGACCUGCGAGCAUGCCCCUACAGAGUGGCAAUCACGAUUUUUCGAUAUUCCGACAAUCAGUUGGCAGCGAGCAGAUUCCGCUCCCACAGAAACACAGUAGUACAUCGGUGGUGCUGGCACCACCACCACCACCGGUAGGCCGAAACGAUGACAAGUUUCCUAUUGAAACCGAACUUUUCCCCGACUCCCAGGACUUCACUUGCACCAAAGACACGCAGUACGUUUCUGGCGGCGACUGGGACUUUGACGGGGAGGAAGACAGUCGCUGUUAUGCCGAAGCUAUUGGCUACGACUUUGACCCUGAACCCAGUCCCGAACCUGGCAGUCCCGAACUUCCCAGUCCGCAAUUCGCUUCGGCCCCCACCCAGGAUUGCGACAGCGAUAUACCUGUACCAAAUAUUACGAAAAAGCACGACUCGUACCGGCUUGACUUUUUCACAUCUCACCGCGAUUCCAUCCGCUGUGUUCCCCCGUCGCCGACCGUCUCGGACCGAAGCUCGGUGCGAAGCAAUACGACAACUAUCGUACAUUCGGAGGUUGCCGGCAGCGAUGGAAGGUCCGAUUCUCUCGGCGCGUAUACCUACUGUGAAACACUUUCCAGCUGGCACCAGCAACUGGGGCAAGAGCCCCCGCGUUCCAAAGCUCUUAGCCUAGGCGGCACCUCAGAGCCGGGCUCCGGUUCGGAUCGACAUCGCAAGUUCCCCAGGCGGAUAUCCUCCCUGUCGCCGGUAUGGUUCUCGUGGCUGGAAGGGCAGGUAGCAGACAAUGAGGACGAGGUAGAAGAGAUACCCCGGCCUGUUUCAACUCCGAUAACGCCUCCUCCCCGCGCAUAUCGGUCGUCCCAAUCCCUGGCCAUCGUUCAGACACGGACUCCGCUACGACGGCACAGCUAUGUUGCGCAGCGCGAGUCGAUGGAGGUCAUGUCAACAACCUUGAGGAAGAACCUCGGUGUCCUAAUGUACAAUUUUAAUCUUCUUUUAAUAAACAGUCACGCACCUGGGGUAGCAGCUCGGAGGCCGGUAAAGUCGAUGUUGUCGAUUCCAGGCUCCAGCUCCAUGAGGUAUCAGCGGCCUCGUACUGCGCCAUCCCCUCAGAAGAUUCUCCCGCCAAUAGUGAGAGAGAAAAAGGAACCAAAGAGGAAGAGCAAGUUCUGGCAUACCUUGCUCUGUACUCGAUGAGAUGAUGUAUUAUCAAAGCGCCGAAGAAGUGUGUUUAAGUCCUGUAAAUAUCAAUAUGUCCAGAUGAUGACAACCCUAUCAUUCGAAUUUGCGAAGCG